AUGUCUGCUCUCCACCCUUCCAACUUCAGCACUUCCUCCUUCUGUCUCCUGGGCUUCCCAGGGCUGGAAUCAGCUUAUCCAUGGAUUGCCCUCCUCUUGUCCACCAUCUACACCAUAAUGGUCCUGGGGAACAGCAUCAUCCUCUAUGUACUCUGGAUAGAAUGGAGUCUCCACAAGCCCAUGUACUACCUUUUGGCCCUGCUGACCACCACAGACUUAGGCAUGGGACUCUCGACGGUGCCCACGGUUCUGGGCGUCCUGUGGAGUCUUCACCAGGAGAUAAGCCUCAACUCCUGCAUCGCCCAAGCAUACUUCAUCCACGGACUAUCCAGCAUAGAGUCCGGUGUCCUCCUGGCCAUGUCUUGGGACCGCUUCGUCGCCAUCUGCAACCCCUUGCGCUAUGCUUCCCUAGUGACCGGCUCAACUAUCAUCAAAAUCGGAGCAAUCGUUUUAACCAGGAGCUUGCUACUGAUCCUUCCCGCGAUCAUCCGCCUGAGAUUCUUCUUCUAUUGCCGUCCCCAUGUCCUCUCUCACUCUUUCUGUCUGCACCAGGAUCUGCUCCGCUUGGCUUGUUCUGACAUUCGGUUCAACAGUUUCUAUGCCCUUGGGCUCGUGAUCAGCACUCUCAUCUUGGAUUCGGUGUUCAUUCUGGCCUCCUAUGUCCUGAUCCUCCACACCGUGCUGGCUGUGGCUGCCCGCGGGGAGAGGCUGAAGUCUCUCCAAACCUGCACCUCCCACAUCCUCGCCACCAUGGUCUUUUACGUUCCCAUCAUCGGCCUGACCAUGGUUCACCGUUUCGGAAAGCAUCUGAGUCCUCUGGUCCAUGUGCUCAUGGGCCACAUCUACAUUCUUUUCCCUCCCCUGAUGAACCCCAUCAUCUACAGUAUCAAAACCCAGCAGAUCCGCAAAAGGAUCCAAGGAAUGUUCUAUAUGGAAAGGGGUUGA
Ornithorhynchus anatinus (platypus) is the source of this 945-nucleotide messenger RNA. Its product is annotated as olfactory receptor 51V1. NCBI's taxonomy places the organism in Eukaryota, Metazoa, Chordata, Mammalia, Monotremata, Ornithorhynchidae. Bases 1 to 945 code for a protein of 314 amino acids. Gene Ontology annotation, cellular component: membrane. The transcript has a single exon. Gene Ontology annotation, biological process: G protein-coupled receptor signaling pathway. The record is from RefSeq and is a predicted model, not a curated record. Gene Ontology annotation, molecular function: G protein-coupled receptor activity; olfactory receptor activity.